AUGAAGACUUCUGUCUUAGACACACUCAAAACAAAGACAGAACGAGCUGUCAACGCAGCCGUCAACGCAAUGGACAAACAAGAUUGUUCAGAAGCAGAGUUUGCAAACACAAACUUGAAGUUACUUGAUGAGUACGAAUACUACACAAGAAAGACCAAAAGCAUCACCAAUAAGAUCCUUGACGCAUUCCAAAUCGUCAUCGACCAAAUUGGAAAUCUGUCCGAAUUACAAAGAAACUUUCAUUCACAAAGAGAUGUCUUGCCAGUCCAAAAGGAUGAAACGACACUUCAAAUCAACUUCUUACUCUUCACACAAGGCAAUUUCACAGCUCUUAAAGAAGAAAUGUCAAAGUGUGUUGUCAAACAAGCCGAACAAUUGCUCAAAGAGAUUGGAGACGUGAAACAAAACUUCACAAAGAACAUGCGGAAGCCUGUGGACACUUUAGAAUCGAUGGUGGUCAUGCGAUAUCAGUUGUCGAGACUUUUCAAUUCAAGGACUUUUAUUAUGCAGACACAACCGUAUAAGAUCUACCAAAUGUUUAAUAACAACAUCAACAGCUUCUAUGCAACCAACCAGAAUUUGAAUGGGUUCAUCGACAACAUAGAAACAAAUGAAGCCGUGAUACCAACAAUUCAAAUGAAAUGCGUGCCUUAUGUUGGAAAGACUUUAGGCGAAAUUUUGGACUUGGAGAGGAGGAAAAGAAAUGAGAUACCAAAGGUCAUCGAAGAGAUGAUCAGUUUGAUUGAAAACAAGUUCAUCGAACGUCAAGGACUCUUUAGAACAGCAGCUUCUUUGAAACAAGUCAGUGAAUUGUACCACAGACUCUCGGUGUCAAAUUUGAACGAGUUCCCCUGUGAGACUAUCGCAAACACUUUGAAACGAUUUACAAGAGAAUUACCAGGAAUGAUGUUUUGUAAUUCUCUUGCUCGAGACAUGCUCUCGGUAUACAAGAAAUCAACAGAGCGGAUGGAGCGUAUUGAUGAGUUGGCACACUUGUUCUCAACACAACGGUGGAUUCCCGAGGAGAAAAUCACAUUUUUCAAAGCACUGUGUUUAAUGUGUCACCAUGUGGCUCAAAAUUCAGAGAAGAACUUGAUGGGCGAAAAGAACUUGGCUGUCUGUUGGACACCAACACUGUUUUCUGUUGCAAGCGAUGAUAUUGGGGAGUACUUGGAAAUGAUGACUUUCAUUAUCACAGAGGCAGACACGAUAUUUGCAGACACCCGAUUCAAUUACUCGAAGAACGUCACAACAACCGUCAGAGGGAGAAAUUUAAAUACUACACAACCCGAGAUGUUGUGCACCGUGCCGACAUCGAUGAUCCCAAAAGUACCUUCCCAACAAGAAAAAAUACCAAAAAUGACGUCUGAAGGCGCGUCACCUAUUUUUUCACCUUCAUCGAUUCCUGCGUUGAGUCCGAGAAAUAACUUGGACCCCGUCAAUCGUUAUGCUAUUAAACCACAAAGACCAUUAACCAUGCUCCCACCUUCCGCACCACCCCCCAAGGCUCCUAAAUAUAAACCACAACAAAGAGAUGACUUAAACUCGGGCUUCCUCUUAGAGGAUUUGUAG
This is a messenger RNA of Entamoeba invadens IP1, 1572 nucleotides long. RefSeq lists its product as hypothetical. NCBI's taxonomy places the organism in Eukaryota, Evosea, Mastigamoebida, Endamoebidae. Gene Ontology annotation, biological process: signal transduction. Bases 1 to 1572 code for a protein of 523 amino acids. Gene Ontology annotation, molecular function: GTPase activator activity. The record is from RefSeq and is a predicted model, not a curated record. The transcript is spliced from 2 exons.